Paecilomyces variotii is the source of this 1101-nucleotide messenger RNA. Its product is annotated as NADH:flavin oxidoreductase/NADH oxidase family protein. The record is from RefSeq and is a predicted model, not a curated record. The transcript has a single exon. The coding region runs from base 1 to 1101 and encodes 366 amino acids. NCBI's taxonomy places the organism in Eukaryota, Fungi, Ascomycota, Eurotiomycetes, Eurotiales, Thermoascaceae. Gene Ontology annotation, molecular function: FMN binding; NADPH dehydrogenase activity.
AUGACGAAGCUCUUCACCCCCAUCAAGGUCGGCAAGGUCGAGCUGGCCCAGCGCCUUGCCAUGGCGCCCAUGACUCGUUUCCGUGCGGACGAUGCCCAUGUGCCUCUUCCCUUCGUGAAGGACUACUAUGAACAGCGCGCCUCGGUGCCCGGAACUCUGAUCAUCACCGAGGGAACCUUCAUCUCGGCCCGCAAUGGAGGAUACCCCAACGUUCCCGGAAUCUACAGCAAGGAGCAGAUUGCGGCGUGGAAGAAGAUCACAGAUGCAGUGCACGCCAAGGGCUCGUUUAUCUACGUUCAGCUCUGGGCUCUGGGCCGGACCGCCAGUGCUGACUACCUCAAGUCGAACGGUUACGAGCUGGUCUCCAGCAGUGCUGUCCCCAUGAGCGACAACUCGCCUACCCCGCGAGCUCUGACGGAGGAGGAGAUCUGGAGCUUCAUCGGAGACUACGCUCAAGCCGCCAAGAACGCCAUCGAAGCUGGCUUCGACGGUGUCGAAAUCCACGGCGCCAACGGCUAUCUGAUCGACCAGUUCACCCAGGACACCUGCAACAAGCGCACUGAUUCCUGGGGCGGCAGCGUUGAGAACCGCGCCCGUUUCGCCCUCGAAGUCACCAAGGCCGUCACUGCCGCCAUUGGCGCCGACAAGACCGGCAUCCGUCUCAGUCCCUGGAGUCCAUUCCAGGGCAUGCGCAUGGAAGACCCCAUCCCCCAAUUCACCUACCUGGCCAAGAAGCUCGCCGAGUUCAAGCUGGCCUACGCGCACGUCGUCGAGUCGCGCAUCGCCGGAAACGCCGAUGUCGAGGCGACCGAGCAGCUCGACUUCUUCUUCGACGCCUACGGCAAAACCACCCCCAUCAUGAUCGCUGGAGGCUACAAGGCCGCUUCCGCCAAGGAGGCCGUUGACAACAAGUACAAGGACUACGACCUGAUCAUCGCCAUCGGUAGACCAUUCACCUCGAACCCGGAUCUCGUCUACAGAAUCAAGAAUGACAUUGAGCUGCGUCCGUAUGAGCGAGACCACUUCUAUGUCGCUAAGGACCCGCACGGUUACAGUGACUAUCCCUUCAGCGAGCAGUUCUUGGCUCAGUCGAAGAUCUGA